GUCGUGUACGACGAUCGUCACGCGCGGUCACGUCGACUUUGCAGAGGAAAAAGAAAAAGAAAGAAGAAGAAAAUAGGAGGAUCGGCAGAGUCCAACGAUCCCGACGUCGAGCUCUCGUCGCGGCGCCGCCGAACCGCGCGCGACUCUACGGACGACAGCAAUUCCUCGCCGUCCUUUCAUUCGCUUUCUCCUCUUUAUAGACUUUUUCAAAAUGGCAGCGGCUACAGACGAGCUGAUUUUGUUGGAGCGAGUGUUCCUUCGCCUGGGCUCCGCUGAGACCGAUGAGCAGUUACAGGCGUCAGUCUGUAAAUUCUUACCUCCUGUACUGCUCAAAUUGUCCAGUGCACAGGAAGGUGUCAGAAAGAAAGUGAUGGAGCUGCUGAUUCAUAUAAACAAGAGAAUAAAGAGCAGGCCUCAAGUACAGCUACCAGUUGAAGCUUUACUCUUGCAGUAUCAAGAUCCAGCUGCCAGUUCAUUUGUGAUUAAUUUCACUAUAAUAUACAUAAAGUUGGGAUAUCCUCGAAUGGAGAUAAACAAGCAAGCGGAAUUGGUUCCAAGUGUACUAAAUGCUAUUGAGGGAAAACCAUUGUCUCAUCAAGACAGCUUAAUGUUGAUCAUAAUGCCAGCAUUAGGACAUAUCAAUAUUCCAACAGAUCCUGAUAAGCGGGCGUCUCUCUUAGGUUUACAAGACAAGCCUUACGUGGCAAAGCAGCUCGUAAAUUUUAUGCUUGACGUACUAUUGUUGCCAUAUGGAUCUGUGGGACAAACGGAAAAUCAGCAAUCAGGUCAGACCAUCGAUUGGUCUCAGUUUACUGUACCACCAGGGUUAAGCGAGUACGCGUUCAAAAGAGUGAUAGGCGAGAGUCCGCCUACGGCCGAGCAACUCGAGCAGAUAAAAUUGGGCAUUGUUAAGUUCCUCACCGGCGGAUUUUUCCCCGAUACUGAGAUUCUGAUACACUUGAUUGUAGCGGCCGCGGAUACCAGAUUCAGCAUUGCUAAUAUGUCAGAUUUAGAAUUGAAAAAAAUGGUCGGCACAUUGGAUUGGUCCUCGAUGCAACUGGCAGCUCCGCUCUACACGUUGUUCCUGGGUACUGAUGCAAUAGCCACACAAAAAGAAGUAAAACCUGAAAUGAAACGACAACCCGCAAGCACUCGAAUUCGACUUAAACUUUUGCAGUAUCUUUGUCGGGUGACUAAAGCGGGAUUCAUCAUACCGCCGUGUAUUCAGGUUAUUUUCGAUUCACUAUAUGGAAAAAACACGAAUGCAAAGUUAAAAUCGUUGACCUUGCAGUUUACAUCAAAUAUCGUCCAGCACUGCAGUCUUGUACCAUUAACCCGCGUUGCGGGAGUAAUUUUGAAUGGCAUGAUAAAAUUGAUCUCCGAAGGCGACGACGUGCACAAACCGAUGGCAUACACAGUCAUUGGACAGCUUGGUCAAAGAAUACCAUCUCUGAUAAAUAAAGAUUUGAGUUUGUUGCACAGCUUAUUUGACACGCUUGUGUCUACAGAUGGUGAGUUACGACGCACGGUAAGAGAUGCAUUAAUCUGCGUGACGUCUGCAUUCGUACUGAAUAAAGAGGAUGAGAACAAUAUAGCAUUGAUGAAUGCGCUAUUGUCAGUACACAUUGAAUCACCAGAAUCAAGCGUAAGAUUUGUGGCAAUGCAUUAUGCUGCAACUGUGUUUCCUCCCGAUGAUGCUCCAUCUCGGUAUCUCUUAUUAUUAGCAUGUGGUGACAACAAACAUGAGAUAAGUACAGAAGCUAUGAAAGCGCUUUAUGGCGUUGUACAUAAAAAUGAGGAAGAUCAACAAAUUAGCAACAAGAUAUUGUUGCCCGAGUUUGUGAAGCUAGUAACUUACAUUUAUUCGAAGAUGCAAUCGCGAAUGCCCGCUGCAAGUAGCGGCAGAAACGUGGAUAAGCAAGUACUCCCAUAUAGUGCUGCGACGUUUUCCGAAAUUAUUUCUUAUUGUCGUAUUUGCCUCGCCAGAAGUGCUAAUAUUCCGGCGCGAAAUGAGCCGCUACAGCAUCCGUGCGAAUAUACUCCUUUAAUUGGGCGUUACUUGGAGAAAUUAUAUAAAGAUCAACCAGAAAUAUUAAAUAAUUAUGUCGAUAUGAUUUUACUAUUGAGUCAUUCUUCUGCAGAUCAAAUUUCUUUGAAUGCAUUAUUAGAAGUAAUUGGGUCCGUUCCGCAUUAUAUAAUAAAAUCGUACGAAAAGGAGCUCCCGUGGCUCUGUUCCUUGCUUGGUUCCGCUAAACAAGACGUACGACAAUUAGCCGCGAAAAUAUACGCCGCUAUUACUGGCUACUUUCCGAAGAAUGAAUUCGAGAAACAUGUUUCGAAUAUUAUGAACAUUAUGAAUAGGAAAAAUUUAGAAGCGCAGCACGGCGCAUUAAUGACCCUGACUUAUAUGAUGGAGAGAAAUUUAAUACAACAACGAAACGAAAAUAAGGAGGAUUUGUGCAAUUGGAUGACUUAUAAUGAUAUUGUGAAAGCAAUAUGUACAUAUCUUUGUGAUAGCGCAAUAUUAUUAAAGGACGCGGCUAUUCAAGCUGUUGGCAUCUUAGGUAGAACGUAUUCUCUACCUUUGCCGGUAGAAGGUGAUAAUGAAUUGAACAAAAAAGCAAUAGUAGAAACGCUUUUUUCCGUCUUAUCCAAUGCCAAAUUGAAUACUAAGAUGAAAGAGAAAGCUGCGCUUUCAUUGGGACACUUAUGUGUUGGCGAGUGUUUUCCUCACGUCGCGAACAUUGCUAACAAAAUUAUAGCAACGGUCAAAGAGACGAAAGAUAUCGAAAUCCAUUUAAUUCUGGGGGAAGCCUUGGUUUGCUGUGUUCAAGGACAAGCCUCUCCGGAAGCGAGAGAUGCUUGGACGACUUUACCCGCCGAAUAUAUUGUUCCGUACAGUAAGGAGAGCGACGAGUUAUUAAUACAUGUAUUAAAUGAAUUAUUUAAUAUAUACAAAGUGCCUCAUCCAAACUUACGACAGGCAGUAUGUGUGUGGCUAUUUGCACUUUUAAAACACAACGUUCAACGAGAAUGCAUAAAGGAAAAAUUGUCCCUGAUUCAUCAUGCAUUUAUAGAUUUUCUUUCAGAUGACAGUGAUAUUGUACAAGAUAUCGCUUCAAAAGGUCUUAGUUUGGUGCAUAUUAACAGCAAACAAGAAGAACGUGAGGCUUUAGUGUCUAAAAUAUUGGAUCAGUUUACGCAGGGUCGCAGGACAGUGCAACAAGUUACCGCCGAUACCAAAUUAUUUGAAGAAGGUCAACUGGGAAAAACUCCAUCAGGUGGUAGUUUAUCAACAUAUCGAGAAAUCUGUUCUCUCGCGACAGAAUUGCAAAAGCCCGAGCUCGUGUAUUAUUUUAUGCAUUUGGCGAACCAUAAUGCGAUAUGGACAUCCAAAAAAGGAGCUGCGUUCGGUUUUGCAGCAAUCGCUAAUAUCGCAAGGGACGAACUGAAUAAAUAUUUGCCUAACAUUGUACCGCGAUUGUACAGAUAUCAAUUCGACCCGACGCCGAAGAUCCAGCAGAGUAUGACCAGCAUUUGGCGAGCCAUCGUUCCUUCCACGACGAAAGCCAUUGAACAGUAUCAUAAAGAAAUAUUGACUGAUGUAACUGAUAAUCUAACGAAUAACGAGUGGAGAGUACGUAUCAGUUGUUGUAAUGCUCUCGCAGAUCUUUUAAGGACAAAUGUUCAAUUCGACUUCGCCGAAUGUGGCCCGGAACUCUGGAAGAAACUGUUUCGCGUAAUGGACGAUAUUCACGAGGGCACGCGGUUAGCCGCGACGAAUACCACUAAGAUACUUAGUAAGGUUUGUAUACGUCAUUGCGAUUCGUCGCACGGUAACGCGGGGAAAGAAGUUAUUCAAGCGAUAUUGCCUGUACUACUCGAGACUGGCAUUACCCAUGUCGUGGAUACAGUGAGAGCUAUAUCGUUGCUAACAGUGUCCCAACUUGUGUCCACGGCCGGCGUUCUAUUAAAGCCGUCGCUCGUCAAUCUGAUACCGUCAUUAUUGGAAACGAUCGGUGAAUCCGAAAAUCCUAAGCUCUCGUAUUUGAGUACUGUGUGUGGCGCGACUACGGAAACUCAGGAAGCUGUUGAUAAUCUUAGAGCGAAUGCUGCCAAAGGUCACUACGCAUCGGAUACGAUAACGAAGUGCAUCCAAUAUGUCGAUGCGGAUGUAUUAAAGGAUUUAAUGCCAAAAGUGAUAGAUUUAAUCAAGUUCAGCAUAGGAUUUGGAACAAAAAUUGCCUGUUCACAUUUCGUGAUUCUUCUCAGCACGCAUCUGAAAACAGAGUUGCAGCCUUACAGUGCUAAGGUAUUAUCUGCCUUGCUCAAUGGCUUACUGGAUCGUAACGUUGCCGUAAGAAAAAAUAAUGCAGUUAGCAUUGGACACAUUGUGGGCUCCGCUAAAGAUUCUAGUCUGGAUAAAUUAUUUAAUACCUUGAACACGUGGUAUUUAGAACGCGAAGAUGAUGCAAUAAGAUUAGCGAUCGGACAAACUUUACAGUCUAUAAAUAAUUAUAAUCAGGAAAAAUUAAAAAAUUAUCAAAAAAUAGUCAUUCCUCUUGCUUUCUUUGCGAUGCACGCGGAAAAGGUACCAGGAAACGAAAGCACCGUUGAAUUAUGGACUGAUUUUUGGAAUGAAAUAACACCCGGGACUGAAGCAGGAAUUGUACAAAAUCUGCGAGCAAUAACCGAUAUUUUACACACGGCUUUGGAGUCGGCAUCGUGGACUACAAAAGUGCAAGCAGCAAACGCGGUUCAUACCGUUGCCUUAAAGUCAGGUCAUAAUAUUGAUGCAGAAGCAAGGAAUACUUUACUAAAAAUAUUGACCAAUGGUCUGCGUGGUAGAACGUGGAACGGAAAGGAACGUCUACUAAAUGCUCUCGCUGUAUUAGCAUGUAAUAGCAAAGAAGCCUUAAACGCAGACACUGCGUUGUUAGAUACAGUUGUGGUAACACUACAUAGGGAAAGUAAGAAGGAGAAUGCGGAGUAUCGUCGAUAUGCAUUACAAGCGUUUGCAAUGGUCUUGCACGAACUUGAUAUUGAUAGGUUUACAGAAAUAUAUGAAAUUGUACAGGAAAUAUUGAUUAAGGUAUCUGAUAAAAAUAACGAUAAUGAGGAGGACACGGUAGAAGAAAAUAGGAAGAAAAAGGAAAAUAAUGUGAAGUUGCAAGAAACAGUUUAUGAGGUGCUUGGGAAAGCAUGGCCUUCCACCAAAGAGACUCAAGAUAAAUAUUGCAUAGAAUUUGUGACUCAUUGUCAGAAGGUACUGCCAAAUAGUACGAGGUCUGUCCAGGUCGCUAUCUUAACUGCAUUAAAUCUCUUUGUGGAUAGACUUGUCUUAUUAAAGAUAAACAAAAUGGAAAUGCCAUUAAAAGACAAAAAACUAUUAGAUCAAAUAGGCGAUAAUCUCAAUAAAAUAUUAUCAUAUUGUAUAAAUAUUUCGAAGUUCACCAAAAUUAGAAAAGAAGCAUUAAACAUAGUUCUUUCGUUAGCAAGAAAAAUGCGCGAGACGAAUAAUGAUGAACAGCUUGAGAAAAUGACACGCCUUUUGAAAGAACUCUUGCCCGAUCUAGCGAAGGAUAACCAACCAGAAAUACGAACCAGAGUAAUUGAUAUUAAAGAAAUGCUUAAAAUUUAACUAGCACGUACUGUAUUAAGUCUGCAUAUGGUAUCGGGUACCCGAAACAAAUUCAUUCUUCGCACAUGUCGAAGUUAUACUGCAUACCGUCGUUGAUGUUGGUGAUCUCGGAAUGAUAACAAAAGAUUGAUAAUUAUGAUUGCGUGUUUAUUUAAUAUGUUAAAUGUAGAUGUGCCUAAUAUAGUAUUAUACUCCGUAAUAAAAUGUAAUUUAAAACAAA
Solenopsis invicta (red fire ant) is the source of this 5861-nucleotide messenger RNA. Its product is annotated as proteasome adapter and scaffold protein ECM29. Gene Ontology annotation, molecular function: molecular adaptor activity. The transcript is spliced from 28 exons. The record is from RefSeq and is a predicted model, not a curated record. The coding region runs from base 212 to 5641 and encodes 1809 amino acids. Gene Ontology annotation, biological process: proteasome assembly. Gene Ontology annotation, cellular component: nucleus; cytoplasm. Lineage: Eukaryota; Metazoa; Arthropoda; Insecta; Hymenoptera; Formicidae.